AAGCUUUGGUGGAAUCAUGUGCACAUCACCCCUGGACACGUUGGAGAUGGUGCAUUGCUAUGAGGUAGGGAGGACUCCGAUCUCGGGCGACCUUACGGCCGGUUGGUACGGGUCGAGUCCCUCAUAUAAAGUCUCCCUAGACUCGGAAUAGACUCGGACUAAACAUACUAUGAAGUCAAUUGAAGAAUAUUAACUCAUAAACGUUAUAUCUUAUAAUAGAAUAAUAAAAAGUUACUCACGCAGCGACCGGCUCCUAUCCUGAGAACCUCCUCACCCUCAUAAUGGCGGAGAAGAAAGACCAUUGGUCCACCGAGGCGUAUCAACACUCAGCCUCCUUCGUGCCGAAGCUCGCCACAAAGAUUUUACAGUGGCUCGAUCCACAGAAGGACGAUGUGAUCCUAGAUAUCGGCUGUGGUGACGGCGUGCUAAACAUCCAGCUGCAAGACAUCCUGGCCCAGGGUAACGGCAGCAUUCACGGCACGGACUCAUCGCCGGCUAUGAUCGAGGCAGCGACACAAGCAGCUAGCAAGGCCGGUGCUUCAAAGUGUACAUUCGAAGUCGUCGACGCCCUCCAACUAGCGCAGGCGCAACACUUACAGCGCGGGCACUUCACCAAGAUCUUCUCCAACGCAGCACUCCACUGGGUGUUCGGGUCCUCUAGAGGCGACGUAGAGCGCCAAGCCUCCGUAUUCCGCGCAGCACGAGACGCCCUAGCUCCCGGCGGCAUCUUCGCGUUCGAGAUGGGCGGCCUCGGUAACGUAGCCGAGAUCCGGGCCGCGCUCCUAGGAGCGGUAACGCGACGCGUCGGGUUGUCUACGGCAAUCGAGCAUGACCCGUGGUUCUUCCCCGACGAGGCGUGGGCCACGGAUAUGCUGGAGAAUAAAGUCGGGGGGUGGAAGGUCGAGAGGGCGGAGCGCGAGUAUCGUCCUACGCGGGCUGAUGCGGGUGGUGUGGAGGGGUGGGUGAGGUUAUUUGGGGCGCAGUUUUUUGAGGCGCUGAAGGAGGGGGAGGAGAGGGAGGAGUGUAUUAAGGAGGUGGUGGAUGUUUUGGAGUUUGUGUGUAAGAAUCCGAGCGGUGGGUUUCAUCUGGGGUAUGUGAGGUUGAGGGUGUUGGCGAGGAAGCUGUGAAUGUGGUUUCUUUUAUGUCUUGUGGAUAUUUGCGGCAAGGGAAUUGCAUGCUGCCUGAUAAUAUCCACCGUAGACAUGCACAUGCGAAGAAGUAGAUCGGUAGGAGGUGAAUAUAGCUUCACUUUAUUGAAAGUGUUAGGUAGCUAAGAAGGAAUAUGCUAAAAAAGGUAUUGGCUUAUCGGCUUAUAUAAAUGACCGCUUCAUUCUCAUACGACAAGUAAGAAAA
Daldinia loculata is the source of this 1353-nucleotide messenger RNA. RefSeq names its product S-adenosyl-L-methionine-dependent methyltransferase. The record is from RefSeq and is a predicted model, not a curated record. The transcript is spliced from 4 exons. NCBI's taxonomy places the organism in Eukaryota, Fungi, Ascomycota, Sordariomycetes, Xylariales, Hypoxylaceae. Bases 282 to 1127 code for a protein of 281 amino acids.